Poecile atricapillus (Black-capped chickadee) is the source of this 959-nucleotide messenger RNA. RefSeq lists its product as uncharacterized. Lineage: Eukaryota; Metazoa; Chordata; Aves; Passeriformes; Paridae. Bases 1 to 681 code for a protein of 226 amino acids. The transcript is spliced from 5 exons. The record is from RefSeq and is a predicted model, not a curated record.
AUGCCGGGCAGGGCGACCGGGGCACUCAGCAGCGAGGCCAGCCCGGGACUCCCCACCACUACCACCGCCGCCGCACGGACAUUUGUCCCGGUGCUUGAGGAUGUUGGUGUUGCUGCCGCUCCCCUCCCGCUCCUCGCCCUGCCCUUACCGCCAGCGCCGCCGCCCGCUCGCCAUUUCAAAUCCGCCCGCCCGGACGUCCCUCAGAGCGUCCCACGGAACUGCCUCAUGGAGGAGCCGCGGGCGGAGCAGCGCCCAGAGGAGGGAACGGAGGGGACGAGGGAACGGAGGAGAGGAAGAGCGACCGGAGGGGACGAGGGAACGGAGGGGAGGAGGAGGGAACGGAGGAGAGGAGGAGCGAACGGAGGAGAGGAGGAGCUGAAGCCCCGGAAGUGCUCAGGGACGGGCCAUGGCCGUACAGCGACAUGGCGGCGCCCGCGGGGACUUAGGAUGUCCAUGGUACAUGGUCUGACAGUGGGAUGGCUUGUGGAUCAUCUCUCUUUCAUCAACCAGUGUGGCUAUGAGAUCUGUGACUCCUUUGCACACCCUGGUGGUGUCACUCACAGCACUUCUGUCACAUCUACUGAAGACUGUUACAGUAUUUCUACUUUUGCUGCCACGCCCUCAUCAAGCGAUGGUCCUCCUUUUGAUCCCGGAGAUGCCGUAGAAGCAGAAGAAAGGUGAAAGGAAAUGUCUAUUCAACCAAGGUGAACUGGAUGCUUUGGAAUACCAUUCAAAUCUUGUUCCACUGGUGCAAAGAAGGAAAGGGAAAGGAAGUUCAAUCUCUCCAAUCCUUACAUGAAUUCAUGUUUACAAAGUAGAUCUUCUAUGUAGAUACAUGUGAAAUUGCAUCUGAGACAUUACAGAGAGCUGGAAGCUGCAUUCACAAAGUAACUUGUACUGCUAUAGAUAACUGAACAUUAUGUUGUGAUGAGUUGAAUAUUAGGAAGUGAUCGAUUUGA